AUGCGUAUAAUUACACAAGAAACUGGUAUUGAACUAACAAAUGAAAAGAUUACUAAUCAAUCAGGUAAAUCUGAUUAUGAAGUUAUGACAAAUUUAAGACAUAAAUCGAUUAGUAGUAUAAUAUCAUAUGAACAACUAAAAGAUAAUUUACAAAAAAAAAAUAUUGCAGAUUUUUAUAAUGCAAUUUCUCUGGAUAAUAAUUUAUCAUUUGAUAAUAAUAAUGAUCAAGUUAUUCAAAAUAAUCAAACAAUGAUUCAAGGUUUUAAAACUGCAUCUGAGUUAUUAAACG
This is a messenger RNA of Racocetra fulgida, 289 nucleotides long. Lineage: Eukaryota; Fungi; Glomeromycota; Glomeromycetes; Diversisporales; Gigasporaceae. The record is from the annotation of a GenBank genome assembly.